Gavialis gangeticus (Gharial) is the source of this 772-nucleotide messenger RNA. It is a transcript of the gene MAL2, whose product is annotated as mal, T-cell differentiation protein 2. The transcript has 4 exons. Gene Ontology annotation, biological process: myelination. Gene Ontology annotation, cellular component: membrane. The record is from RefSeq and is a predicted model, not a curated record. Bases 1 to 531 code for a protein of 176 amino acids. Gene Ontology annotation, molecular function: structural constituent of myelin sheath. NCBI's taxonomy places the organism in Eukaryota, Metazoa, Chordata, Crocodylia, Gavialidae.
AUGUCGGCCCGCGGGGGCUCCAUGCCGCCGCCCCCCAACCCCGCCGCCUACUUCCCGACGCCGCGGGUCACGUUGCCCUGUGGCCUCGACAUCCUGCGCACCUACUCGGGGGCCUUCAUCUGCCUCGAGAUCCUAUUUGGAGCACUAGUGUGGAUUUUGGUAGCUGCCACCAGGGUUCCUCUGCCGCUACUGCAGGGAUGGGUGAUGUUUGUGUCUGUGACUGCUUGUUUCCUCUCCAUCCUCUUCCUGUGCGUGUUCCUCUUCAGCUACACACACAGAAUUGCUAUUGACUGGAACCAGACGGAUUUCCUUUUCCAUGGAGCUACUUUUGUCUUUUACUUUGGAGCCUUUUUAUUACAAGCAGCAACAACAUCUCUGCAUAAUUUCCCACGUAGAUUCAACUCUACCCAGGAAAAGCUUUUGGAUGAAAAUGAAUAUAACAUAAGCAUAGCUGCCUCUAUUUUUGCCUUUGCGACGACUAUUUGUUACGGUUGCAGCACAGCCCUUGCUUUAAGGAGAUGGAAACUAUAGCAUUCGAGGAGGUUAAUGGCACAGUGUUCCUGUUUGGUUCGUGUAAUUGUGCGGAAGGUCAAAUUAAAUUCUACAUAUCUGUCAAACUAUAAUGGAAUUCCUAAAAGACUUUUUUACAUAACAUUAUUUUACAGCACCAAAAUGCAAAUAACCCAAUUCCAGGAGAAUUACUUUAAUUGAGAAUGAGUUACCAUUUAUUCCCUUUUUAUUUUUUUUAUUGUGUAUUAAAUUAGAAGCAUUA